Symbiodinium sp. CCMP2456 is the source of this 297-nucleotide messenger RNA. NCBI's taxonomy places the organism in Eukaryota, Dinophyceae, Suessiales, Symbiodiniaceae. The record is from the annotation of a GenBank genome assembly.
AUGAAUGACAAUCACAAGACGACGCUGCUCUCCGUUAUUCGAGGCUGGCGACACGAGGUCGCCAAGUCUGCUGAGAUCCGGCGCGAAGAUGAGCAGCUGCGCAUGUUCAAUGAUGCGCAGAUCAACAAGUGGUUGCAGAAGAGGAAGGAGCAGUUGGCUAAUGUCCGCCCCGAGCGCGAGCUCACGCGCGACAUGAUCAACAGCCUGGCAUCUCGAGGACCGGUGCAGCGCCAAAAGCGGAAGCCGCAGGAGCCUCCGAACAUCGCCUCCGGGGCGGCUGACUGGAGCGUCAAGGAG